AUGAGCGUGAAGGCCUUUGAGCUCAUCCCUGCUGUGGAGAGGGAUCUCCUAAUGGGCGAUAAGGCUCGUAUCAACAUUGAAUGUAUCGAAUGUUGUGGAAAACAUUUGUAUGUGGGAACCAACGAUUGCUUCAUUCACCACUUCCUGCUCGACGAGGUUACUUCCGCCAAAGGAAGACCGAGCUACUCAGCUCAGAAACUGCUGCACAAAUACUUGGGCCUUAAGAAGCCAGUGGCUGAAUUGCGGGCUGCCUCAGCUUUGGAGCGUCUCAUAGUGCUUUGUGAUGGAAUUGUUUUCCUUGUCGACAUGGUCACUCUGGAAAAUGUGCCAUCAGCAGCCGGUGGUGGUGCCAGGAUUAGAGGUGUUACGACAUUCUGCAUUAAUGAGAAUCCUGUGAACGGUGAUCCAUUCUGCGUGGAGAUGGGUGUCCUUUCCUUAAAGCGUAGGACAGUGCAAAUUUACAUGGUUUAUGAAGACAGAGUGCAACUGGUCAAAGAAGUGAGCACACCAGAGCAACCCUGUGCUGUCAGUCUUGAUGGUUACUUUCUGUGCCUGGCGUUGGCAACUCAGUACAUGAUCCUAAACUACAAGACAGAAGCUGCCCAAGAUCUUUUCCCUUACAACAGUGAAGAGCGGAGACCCAUUGUAAAGAGGAUUGCCCGGGAGGAAUUUCUUUUGGCGGCACCGGGUGGUCUUGGAAUGUUCGCUAACGCGGAAGGAGCUUCUCAACGGGCCCCAGUCAACUGGUCUGAGAGUGUCAUUGGUGCAGCUGUGUGCUUCCCAUAUGUGGUGGCCUUGGAUGAGAGCUUCAUUACCAUUCACAGUAUGUUGGAUCAACAGCUGAAACAGACACUUUCGUUCAGGGAUGGAAACAUCCUCCAAGACUUUGAAGGCAAGGUGAUUGUGGCGUCCACCAAAGCUGUAUAUAUUCUGGUGGCCUUACCGCUGGAGAGACAGAUCCAGGAUUUGCUGGCCAGCCACAGAGUGGAGGAGGCACUUGUUCUCUUAGAGGGAGCACAAAUAAAUAUUCCUAAAGAAAAGUUCCUGGUUUUGCACAAAAGAAUCCUGCAGCAGGCAGGCUUCAUACAGUUUGGUAAACUUCAGUUUGUAGAAGCAAAAGAACAUUUCAGGAAAGGUCAGCUGGAUGUACGUGAGCUGAUUUCCCUCUACCCACUGCUACUGCCAGCUUCAUCCUCAUUCACACGCUGCCACCCGCCUCUUCAUGAGUUUGCAGAUCUCAACCACCUGGCACAAGGUGAUCAGGAAAAAAUAUUGAAAUGCAAGAAAUUCCUGAUCAGUUAUUUGACAGAGGUCCGAAGCACACAAGUACCUAACGGUUGCAGAGAAGAUGUAGACACUGUAUUGUUAAAGUUGUAUGCUGAACAGGAUCACGAGAGCCUCUUAGACCUACUAGUAUCAGACAACGCCUGCCUGCUCGCAGACUGUGUCCCAUGGCUGGAGAAAUAUCACAAGUAUUUUGCACUUGGGCUGCUUUACCAUUCUAAUGGUCAGGAUCUUGCAGCACUUCAGGUGUGGGUUCGUGUUGUAGACAAGGAACUGCAGGAUUCUACUAGACCUGAUCUGUUUGAGUACAUUGUAGAUUUUCUUUGCUACAAUGCCGAUCAGGACCUUGUGUGGAAGUAUGCAAACUGGGCCCUACACAAGAAUCCCACUGUAGCUGUCCACAUCUUCACAAACAGGUCUGUGGGUAAAGUCCAACCAGAACUUCAACCUAAAGAUGUCAUCACAUACCUUGAAAAGCACAGGGAGGCUCUUCUUCUCUACUUGGAACACCUGGUACUUGAAAGAAAAAUCCAGGAGGAGCAAUUUCACACACAUUUGGCAGUCUUAUACCUAGAAAGGGUCUUAUCUUUACUGUCAGACUCUCCAACUAAUGAAGAGAAGCUCAGCAAAAGCAGAGAGAAGCUCCAGUCUCUACUCAGGGUAUCAGAGCUGUACAGAGCUCAGUAUCUUUUAGGUAAGAUGGAUAACUGUGAACUGUUGCUGCUGGAGCGUGCAACUCUAUACGGAAAACUGGGGGACCAUGAUAAAGCACUCCACAUUUUAGUACAUAAACUUAGAGACUUUAAAUCUGCGGAGGCCUUUUGUAUUUGGACCUCAUCUAAUCGGGAUUCUACUUACCGACAAAAGCUGUUCCACCUCCUCCUGGAGAUGUAUCUUGACAAAAGCGACACAGGGAAAUCCCCACCAACACUGUGCAAAGACAGUGGAGAUCUGGAAAUGGCAGCAGUCGAUCUCUUGAAUCGUCAUGGAGAGUUGUUUGAUCCAGUCCAUGUGCUGAGGACACUGCCAGAUGGCUGGUCGCUGCAGUUGCUUCGACCCUUUCUAAGCCGAACAAUUAGGGCCAGUAUGCAUGCCUCCCGUACGUCACAGAUUGCCCUUGGGCUUGCCCAUUCAGAACACCUUCAACUACUGCAGGACAAGUUGAAAGAAACAAAGAAGCCAAUUUCUGUGUCUGCAAAGAAAGGAUGCCACUUAUGCCACAACACCUUCAGUGACACUGACGUGGUGUGUUUGCCAGGUGGUGUGCCUGUCCACAAACACUGUGCCGCCCAAAGAAUAAGAGACUCCCCUACAAAGAGACAGUUGACUAACACCAGCAACCACACGUGA
Messenger RNA from Nerophis lumbriciformis (worm pipefish), 2634 nucleotides. NCBI's taxonomy places the organism in Eukaryota, Metazoa, Chordata, Actinopteri, Syngnathiformes, Syngnathidae. The record is from RefSeq and is a predicted model, not a curated record.